CCGGUACCGUGUGACUGUAUGUACAGGGGAACUCGAAGGUGCAGGGACCGAUGCCAACGUCUAUCUCUGCCUUUUUGGUGAUGUGGGGGACACGGGGGAGCGGCUGCUCUACAACUGCAGGAAUAACACCGACCUGUUUGAAAAGAGCAAUGCAGACGAGUUCACCAUUGAGUCUGUCACCAUGCGGAGGGUGAGGCGGGUGAGGAUCCGACAUGACGGCAAAGGCUCGGGCAGCGGCUGGUACCUGGACCGGGUGCUGGUCAGAGAGGAGGGGCAGCCCGAGAGUGACAAUGUGGAGUUCCCGUGCCUCAGGUGGCUGGACAAGGACAAGGACGAUGGGCAGCUGGUCCGAGAAUUGCUGCCCAGUGACAGCAAUGCGACGCUGAAGAACUUUCGCUAUCACAUCAGCUUGAAGACCGGGGACAUCUCUGGAGCCAGCACAGAUUCUCGAGUCUACAUCAAGCUCUACGGGGAUAAAUCUGACACCAUUAAGCAAGUUCUUCUUGUCUCUGACAACAACCUCAAAGACUGUUUUGAACGUGGUCGGGUGGAUGAGUUCACUCUUGAGACCCUGAACAUUGGAACUAUCAACAGGCUGGUGAUUGGGCACGACAGCACUGGCAUACAUGCAGGCUGGUUCCUGGGCAGCGUCCAGAUCCGUGUGCCCCGCCAAGGCAAGCAGUACACCUUUCCUGCCAACCGCUGGCUGGACAAGAACCAGGCUGAUGGGCGCCUGGAGGUCGAGCUCUAUCCCAGCGAGGUCGUGGAGAUCCAGAAAUUGGUCCACUAUGAGGUUGAGGUUUGGACGGGGGAUGUGGGUGGUGCUGGCACCACUUCCCGAGUCUACAUGCAAAUCUAUGGUGAGGAAGGCAAGACUGAAGUUCUCUUCCUCUCCAGCCGCUCCAAAGUUUUUGAUCGGGCAUCCAGGGACACAUUCCAGCUGGAGGCAGCGGAUGUGGGUGAGAUCUACAAGAUCCGGCUCGGGCACACGGGUGAGGGCUUCGGGCCCAGCUGGUUCGUGGACACAGUGUGGCUGCGGCACCUGGUGGUGCGGGAGGUGGACCUCACGCCCGAGGAGGAGGCCCGGAAGAAGAAAGAGAAGGACAAGCUGCGGCAGCUGCUCAAGAAGGAGCGGCUGAAGGCCAAGCUACAGAGGAAGAAGAAGAGGAAGAAAGGCAGCGAUGAGGAGGAUGAGGGGGACGAGGAGGACGAGUCUUCAUCAGAGGAGGAGGAGGAGGAGACCGAGGAGGAGGAGGAACAGGAGGAGUUUGGGCCAGGGAUGCAGGAGGUGAUUGAGCAGUACAAGUUCGAUGCCCACCGCUGGCUGGCCCGGGGCAAGGAAGACAAUGAACUUGUCGUGGAGCUGGUGCCGGCUGGCCGGCCGGGUCCUGAGUCCAACACCUAUGAGGUCCAGGUGAUCACAGGGAAUGUGCCCAAGGCCGGCACUGAUGCCAACGUCUACCUGACCAUCUACGGCGAGGAGUAUGGGGACACAGGCGAGCGGCCCCUGAAGAAGUCAGACAAGUCCAACAAGUUUGAGCAGGGGCAGACAGACACCUUCACCGUCUAUGCCAUUGACCUGGGGCCCCUGACCAAGAUUCGGAUUCGCCACGAUAACUCAGGCAACAGACCAGGCUGGUUCCUGGACAGAAUAGACAUCACUGACAUGAACAACGAGAUCACGUACUACUUCCCAUGUCAACGCUGGCUGGCUGUGGAAGAGGACGAUGGCCAGCUGUCCAGAGAGCUGCUGGCAGUGGAUGAGUCCUAUGUGCUGCCAACAAGCGAGGACGAGGAGGGUGGCGGAGGUGGUGACAGCAACCCCCUCGACAACCUGGCCUUGGAGCAGAAAGAUAAAUCUACCACAUUCUCAGUUACCAUAAAGACCGGGGAAAAGAAGAAUGCAGGCACAGAUGCCAAUGUCUUCAUCACACUCUUUGGCACACAAGAUAACACCGGAAUGACCCUCCUGAAGUCCUCCAAGACCAACAGUGACAAGUUUGAGAGGGACAGCAUCGAAAUCUUCACAGUGGAGACACUGGAUCUGGGAGAACUGUGGAAAGUCAGGAUCGGCCAUGACAACACAGGGAAGGCACCAGGCUGGUUUGUAGACUGGGUGGAAGUGGACGCUCCAUCUCUUGGAAAGUGCAUGACGUUUCCCUGUGGUCGCUGGCUGGCUAAGAAUGAAGACGACGGGACCAUCAUCAGGGACCUCUUCCCUGCAGAGCUUCAGACGAGGCUGUACACACCAUUCGUCCCUUAUGAGAUCACCCUCUACACCAGUGAUGUUUUUGCUGCUGGGACAGAUGCCAACAUCUUCAUUGUCAUCUACGGCUGCGAUGCUGUGUGCACCCAGCAGAAGUACCUGUGCACCAACAAAAGGGAGCAGAAGGUGUUCUUUGAGAGGAAAUCUGCUUCCCGCUUCAUUGUGGAGUUAGAAGAUGUGGGAGAAGUCAUUGAGAAAAUCCGGAUUGGCCAUGAUAACACAGGCAUGAAUCCUGGGUGGCACUGCUCUUACGUGGACAUCCGCAGGCUCCUCCCAGAUAAAGACGGUACAGAGACCUUGACUUUCCCAUGCGAUCGGUGGCUCGCCACCUCCGAGGAUGACAAGAAGACCAUUCGAGAACUGGUCCCUUAUGACAUCUUCACUGAGAAAUACAUGAAAGAUGGGUCUUUAAGACAAGUCUACAAGGAAGUGGAGGAGCCCCUGGACAUUGUGUUGUACUCGGUGCAGAUCUUCACAGGGAACAUUCCCGGGGCAGGGACAGAUGCCAAGGUCUACAUCACCAUCUAUGGAGACCUUGGGGACACCGGGGAGCGAUACCUUGGCAAGUCGGAGAACCGUACCAACAAAUUCGAGAAAGGAACGGCUGACACCUUCAUCAUCGAGGCUGCUGACCUGGGCGUCAUCUACAAGAUCAAGCUCCGCCAUGACAACACCAAGUGGUGUGCAGACUGGUACGUGGAGAAGGUGGAGAUCUGGAACGACACCAACGAGGAUGAGUUCCUGUUCCUGUGCGGGCGCUGGCUGUCCCUGAAGAAGGAGGAUGGGCGGCUGGAGAGGCUCUUUUAUGAGAAGGAGUACACUGGGGACCGCAGCAGCAACUGCAGCAGCCCCGCAGACUUCUGGGAAAUCGCCCUGAGCUCCAAGAUGGCCGACAUUGACAUCAACACAGUGACUGGGCCCAUGGCUGACUAUGUUCAGGAGGGUCCGGUUAUUCCCUACUAUGUGUCGGUAACCACCGGGAAGCACAAGGACGCCGCCACCGACAGUCGAGCCUUCGUCAUACUCAUCGGGGAGGAUGAUGAGCUUAGUAAUCGCAUCUGGCUGGACUACCCCCGAGGGAAAAGGGGCUUCGGCUGUGGUUCUGUGGAAGAGUUCUACGUCGCAGGCUUGGAUGUGGGCGUCAUCAAGAAAAUAGAGCUGGGCCAUGACGGGGCCUCCCCUGAGAGCUGCUGGCUGGUGGAGGAGCUGUGCUUGGCAGUGCCCACCCAGGGCACCAAGUACACUUUGCGCUGCAACUGCUGGCUCGCCAAGGACCGAGGCGAUGGCAUCACCUCCCGCGUCUUUGACCUCCUGGAUGCCAUGGUGGUGAACAUCGGGGUGAAGGUGCUUUACGAAAUGACUGUGUGGACAGGUGAUGUGGUUGGUGGGGGCACUGACUCCAACAUCUUUAUGACCCUCUAUGGCAUCAACGGGAGCACAGAGGAGGUGCAGCUGGACAAAAAGAAGGCCAGAUUUGAGCGGGAGCAGAAUGACACCUUCAUCAUGGAAAUCCUAGACAUUGCUCCAUUCACCAAGAUGCGGAUCCGGAUUGACGGCCUGGGCAGCCGGCCCGAGUGGUUCCUGGAGAGGAUCCUCCUGAAGAACAUGAACACUGGAGACCUGACCAUGUUCUACUAUGGAGACUGGCUGUCCCAGCGGAAGGGCAAGAAGACCCUGGUGUGUGAGAUGUGUGCUGUCAUCAACGAGGAGGAGAUGAUGGAGUGGACAUCCUACACUGUCACGGUUAAGACCAGCAACGUCCUGGGAGCAGGCACUGAUGCCAACGUGUUCAUCAUCAUCUUUGGGGAGAACGGGGACAGCGGGACACUUGCCCUGAAGCAGUCAGCCAACUGGAACAAGUUUGAGCGAAACAACACAGACACGUUCAACUUCUCCGACAUGCUGAGCCUGGGCCACCUCUGCAAGCUGAGGGUCUGGCACGACAACAAAGGAAUAUUUCCUGGCUGGCACCUGAGCUAUGUCGAUGUGAAGGACAACUCCCGUGAUGAGACCUUCCACUUCCAGUGUGACUGCUGGCUGUCCAAGAGUGAGGGUGACGGGCAGACGGUCCGUGACUUUGCCUGUGCCAACAACGAGAUUCAUGAUGAGCUGGAGGAGACCACCUAUGAGAUCGUCAUAGAAACGGGCAACAGAGGCGAAACCAGGGAGAACGUCUGGCUCAUCCUGGAGGGCAGGAAGAACCGAUCCAAAGAGUUUCUCGUGGAAAAUUCUUCCAGACAGCGGGCCUUCAGGAAGGGGACCACAGACACAUUUGAGUUUGACAGCGUCUUCUUAGGGGACAUUGCCUCCCUCUGUGUGGGCCACCUCGCCAGGGAGGACCGGUUCAUCCCCAAGAGAGAGCUGGUCUGGCACGUCAAGACCAUCACCAUCACGGAGAUGGAGUAUGGCAAUGUGUACUUCUUUAACUGCGACAGCCUCAUCCCCCUCAAGAGGAAGAGGAAGUACUUCAAAGUAUUCGAGGUUACCAAGACAACGGAGAGCUUCACCAGCAAGGUCCAGAGCCUGGUGCCAGUCAAGUACGAGGUCAUCGUGACGACAGGCUACGAGCCAGGGGCAGGCACUGACGCCAACGUCUUUGUGACCAUCUUUGGGGCCAACGGGGACACAGGCAAGCGGGAGCUGAAGCAGAAAAUGCGCAACCUCUUCGAGCGGGGCAGCACCGACCGCUUCUUCCUGGAGACGCUGGAGCUGGUGGUGACCAGGCUGAGACUUGCUACAGGAAGUGUAUGGGAAAUUGGGACCUCACCCAGGGGAUAGAAAUGGGGAAGGAGAGGUCAUCAAACGGUGUAUUUUAAGCAAAAAAUGAAUUAACACUUUUUCCGAAAAAAAAAAAACUGGGCAAAUUAGCAACCACACCCCACAAAAAACUGAUCUUAGCAUCUGCUCACUAAGAAAUGUAUGCUUUUUCACAGUUUCAAUAAAUACAGUGGCAAAUGA
Messenger RNA from Galeopterus variegatus (Sunda flying lemur), 5224 nucleotides. It is a transcript of the gene LOXHD1, whose product is annotated as lipoxygenase homology domains 1. Bases 182 to 5044 code for a protein of 1620 amino acids. Gene Ontology annotation, molecular function: protein binding. The record is from RefSeq and is a predicted model, not a curated record. The transcript is spliced from 30 exons. NCBI's taxonomy places the organism in Eukaryota, Metazoa, Chordata, Mammalia, Dermoptera, Cynocephalidae.